AUGUUAGAAUUUACAGAAGCUUUGCUUGAAGUGUCAGAAAAUGAUCUUGAUCCUAAAAUACAAAAUGAAGCUAAAUCUUUAGCAACAAAUGAGUUUGGUGAUUUUGAGUUUUUGAUGGCUAUAAUUAUUUGGUUUGAAAUAUUAUCUGCAAUUAAUUUUGUUAGCAAGCUUUUACAGGAAAAGGAUAUGCUUAUUGAUGUUGCUAUGCAAAAAAUUAAGGGGUUGAUUUCGUAUUUUGAGGGAUAUAGAGAAACAGGUUUUUAUAAGGUAUUGAUUAACGCUAAGGAAAUUGCGGUGGAAUUGAAUAUUGCCCCAAUAUUUCCUCAAAGGCGUAUAAUUAAAAGAAAAAGGCAAUUUGAUGAGAAUUUGAAUAUCCCAUCAGUGGAGCUAUCAGAAGAAGAAUCAUUCAGGGUUAAUUAUUUUCUUUACCUUGUUGACCAAGCUGUUGUUUCUCUUAAUAAGAGGUUUGAGCAAUACCAAGAGUAUGAAAGUAUUUUUGGUUUCUUGUUUACUUCUCACAAGUUACAAUCAUUAGAUGAUGCAACUUUGAAGUCUUGUUGUACUAACUUUGAGCAGACAUUGAAACAUAAUGAGCAAUCUGAUAUUGAUGGGAAUGAAUUUUUUGCAGAGUUGAAGUUACUAAGAGAAAUGUUGCUUGAAGAAACCAUAAGACCUACUGAUAUAUUAUUAGUUUUAAAAGGCUUGAAUUGUUUUCCUAAUACAGUUAUUGCAUAUAGAAUCUUAUUGACUAUUCCUGUGACAGUUGCUUCUACAGAAAGAAGUUUUUCAAAAUUGAAGUUAUUAAAGACUUACUUGCGGUCUACUAUGUCACAAGAAAGACUUAAUGAAUUGGCAUUAAUAGCUAUUGAAAAUGAUAUUUUGGAGACAAUAAAAUAUGAAGACUUAGUUGACGAUUUUGCUUCAAAAAGUGUUCGUAGGAAGACUCUUUUUAUGUAG
Molecule: messenger RNA, 957 nt
Organism: Lathyrus oleraceus (garden pea)
Lineage: Eukaryota; Viridiplantae; Streptophyta; Magnoliopsida; Fabales; Fabaceae
Exons: 1
Coding region: 1-957 (318 amino acids)
Molecular function (GO): protein dimerization activity
Source: RefSeq, a predicted model, not a curated record